This is a messenger RNA of Zasmidium cellare ATCC 36951, 1797 nucleotides long. RefSeq lists its product as uncharacterized. The transcript is spliced from 3 exons. The coding region runs from base 1 to 1797 and encodes 598 amino acids. Lineage: Eukaryota; Fungi; Ascomycota; Dothideomycetes; Mycosphaerellales; Mycosphaerellaceae. The record is from RefSeq and is a predicted model, not a curated record.
AUGGCUUCCAACGAUUUCACACUAUACCCAUACCCCGAGGUGUGGAGUCAAGAUCAGACCUACCUGCCCUCGUCGACCUACGCAGACCAAUCAUACCUCAGCGCAACGACGUUCGACUCAUACCAAAGCCAACAAAGCUUCGCGCCUCUCGAGCAGUACGACUUCAACCAGACGAUCGAUCAGUCGAAGCACCUGCGGGCACCCAGCGCGCACGACUCCCCAGCGUCGCAUCACUACGACUACCAGAACCCACCUGCGCUGUCGUCAGUAUCCGACUCUGGCGCAUCGGUGCAGAGCACAAUCUCUUCCGCGAUGGGCUCUCCAUCUGCGCAGCCACAAUCGAGUGAGUGGCCACAACAGAACACGCACCUGUUCCCAAGCAUCGUGCAACCGGCAGACGGCAUCUACUCCACAUCCAGCUUCGACUUCGAGACGAACUACGUGACCGACAAGGGUUGUGUUGAUCCAUCGCUCAUCCAGCCAUAUUCACCCACUCAAUACACUGGCACACAGUUCCCAGAAGCACAAUCGCAAAACCUCCCAUACCCAACUCUUCCAUCCCCUGCCGUUCACAAGAGCCCAAGACCUCAGAGCACCAAGCCAUCGGCAUCGCCUUACGUUCGCCAACAAUCCUGGCAACCAUACCCACAAGGACGACGGCAAUCAGUGUCGUCAAACCACUCGCGACACAGCCACCACUCCCUCUCAUCCGAUGACUCGAACAAGGGUCUCUGCCCGAUCGCAACUUGCGGCCGGCAUGUCAAGGAUUUGAAGGCGCACAUGCUCACGCACCAGAACGAGCGUCCAGAGAAGUGCCCAAUCCCCACGUGCGAAUACCACACCAAGGGUUUCGCACGCAAGUAUGACAAGAACCGACACACUUUGACCCAUUACAAGGGUACCAUGGUGUGCGGUUUCUGCCCUGGCAGUGGAAGUGCGGCCGAGAAGAGCUUCAACCGAGCCGACGUCUUCAAGAGGCACUUGACUUCGGUCCACGGUGUCGAGCAAACUCCACCCAACGCACGGAGGAAGAGCCCAACCACCACCAACAAGAAGCCGUUCGGAUCCGCUCGCGAGGUCUCCGGCAUGUGUUCCACUUGCGGCAACACUUUCGCCUCUGCUCAAGACUUCUACGAGCAUCUCGACGACUGUGUUCUCCGUGUUGUCCAGCAGGCCGAUCCUAGCGAGGCCAUCAACGAGAAACUUCUCACUGAGGUGUCCGAGGACAAGGACGUCCAGGACACGAUGGAGAAGCACAUGCUCCCGACCAACCUCGACUACGACGCCCCAACGUCGUUUGAUGAGGACGAGGAGGCGGACGAAGACGAGGAUGUCGAUGAAGAUGACGCCAACGACGGCACAUACGGUAGUCGGAAGUCGAAGAAGGGACGCAAGGGUGAGGCCGGCCGUGUGUCGAGCAACGGUGCCAUCACCAAGCCAACCAAGAAAGGCCUGACACACUCCAAGGGCGGCGUCGCUCUCAGCGGACCCAUCACCGGCAAGGGAUCCAAGCGAAGAAAGAACUACCCCCUCUCAUGGGGAGCUGCUCCAGACAAGAUGAGGAUGAAGAAGCGGGUGAUCUGCGUCUACGACGGUCAGCGACGACUGCUCAAAGACGACCUCAUGCUGGACAGCGACCAUGAAGUUCGCAUCCCUCUCAGCGCCGACGAGCGCUCCUGGGUCACCGAUCUCGACGUCCAAACACUUCGUCGUGCGGAGGCCUUCCACAACGCCACCGAGGAGGAGAAAGGUCCUUGGAUCCAGGAUGACGAGGAGCUCGACCAGCUGAUGCAGUAA